Letharia lupina is the source of this 768-nucleotide messenger RNA. RefSeq lists its product as uncharacterized. Lineage: Eukaryota; Fungi; Ascomycota; Lecanoromycetes; Lecanorales; Parmeliaceae. The transcript has 2 exons. Bases 1 to 768 code for a protein of 255 amino acids. The record is from RefSeq and is a predicted model, not a curated record.
AUGCAUCUCACCAACACCCUCGUCCCCUUCCUCCUCACUCUCGCAUCCCCAGCCCUAGCAGCCGAAGGCGUCAUCUCCAAAGACGGUCUCGGCACCGCCAUCGGUGGAGCUCUCGACCCCACCGUCACCCCGGCCCCUAAACCUGCUGUCGGCGCAGCACCAGCAGUUGCCGGCCCCUUGACCAUCGCCGUCACCAACUCCUUCGGAGCUGGCUUGUCGAUCUCGUUCCAGCACGACUCCGGCAGCUCAAGCGCCAUCAAUAACCCCACGCCUGGCCCUCUCGGCGGCGCGACGACCAUUAUCUACCCAAGUGGCUGGGCCGGCCGCAUUGCCGUCGGCAAGGUCAUGUCUGUAAUCAACAGUGGUAGCAAGAUCGAAGGCAGUUUCAGCCUGCCUACGUAUCAGCCGAACAUCGACGUCAGCUACGUCGAUGGCUACACGAUCCCCAUCACGUGCUCCUGCGGCGGCUCCGUCGUGACGGGCUGCAACCACCCCCUCUUCGCCGACCCCAUCACCUGCGCCAACGAAGGUCCCGGCCCCAUUUGCUACAACCCCCUCUGCGCCAGCGACCAAGCCGAGGGAACGGCCGCGGCGCCGUUCUUCGAGCCGUGCCGGGGCGCCGCGUAUACGUAUCCGAACGAUAGCGGCUGCAACGUCGACUACGUCAGCUGUUGCGUGGGGAGUACGUGCCCGGCCCCGGCCAAGCAGCAUGGCAAACGGAGCCUCGUCGGAGGACAUAGACAGAGGGAGGCCGUAGAUGCUGUGUGA